This is a messenger RNA of Nannospalax galili (Upper Galilee mountains blind mole rat), 3898 nucleotides long. RefSeq names its product RNA binding motif protein 19 (gene Rbm19). The transcript has 25 exons. Gene Ontology annotation, molecular function: RNA binding. The coding region runs from base 114 to 2927 and encodes 937 amino acids. Lineage: Eukaryota; Metazoa; Chordata; Mammalia; Rodentia; Spalacidae. The record is from RefSeq and is a predicted model, not a curated record.
CGGGCGGAGUCACGUGACUCUCUAAAGAUGGCGGCGCCCAGGGUGGCGGCGUGAAAGUUGUGCGAAGUCCGUGUACCGUGGCGCGGGAGUAGGAGCAGAGGGACCUCGGCGCCAUGUCGCGACUGAUCGUGAAGAACCUCCCGAACGGGAUGAAGGAGGAACGGUUCCGGCAGCUGUUUGCUGCCUUCGGUACACUGACCGACUGCAGCCUGAAGUUCACCAAAGAUGGCAAGUUCCGAAAGUUUGGCUUCAUAGGCUUCAAGUCCGAGGAAGAGGCCCAGACGGCACUGAGCCAUUUCAACCGGAGCUUUAUUGACACGUCCCGAAUCACAGUGGAGUUCUGCAAGUCCUUUGGGGACCCAACGAAGCCCCGAGCCUGGAGCAAACAUGCCCAGAAGCCGAGCCAGUCCAAGCAGCAAGACUCCGUUCCCCCAGACACUAAGAAAGACAAGAAGAAGAAAAAGGUGCCAAAUGACCUGGAGAAGCUGAAGGAAGAUGCCGAGUUCCAGGAGUUCCUAUCAGUUCAUCAGAAGCGGACCCAGGUGGCCACUUGGGCGAAUGAUGCCCUGGAUGCUGAGCCCUCCAGGGGGAGGAUCAAGCCAGCCAGUGACUAUCUGAACUUUGACUCUGACUCGGGCCAGGAGAGUGAGGAGGAGCCAGCCAGGGAGGAGCCUGAAGAGGAGCAAGGCCAGCAGCCAAAGGCGGCAGUCCAGAAGGAGCUGUCCGACAUGGACUACCUGAGAUCCAAGAUGGUGCAGGCACAGGUGUCCUCCUCUUCUGAGGGUGAGGAUGAGGACAGUGAAGAUGAGGCAGUGAACUGUGACGAAGGCAGUGAGACUGAGGAAGAGGAUUCCCCUGCUGCCCCAGUCCAUCAGGAGAGCCAGGGAACCAUGCCCGGGAGCCAGAGGCCUCAGGUUGAGAAACCAGUCAGCCAGAAGGAGCCCACCACACCCUACACUGUGAAGCUACGGGGAGCCCCAUUCAACGUCACCGAGAAAAAUGUUACAGAAUUCCUGGCACCCUUGAAACCAGUAGCCAUUCGAAUAGUGCGAAAUGCUCAUGGGAACAAAACAGGGUAUGUCUUCGUGGAUUUCAGCAGUGAGGAGGAAGUGAAGAAAGCGCUGAAAUGCAACCGGGAAUACAUGGGCGGACGCUACAUCGAGGUCUUCAGGGAGAAGCAGGACCCCAUGGCUCAGGGCCCCCCAAAGAGCAGCACUAAGCCCUGGCAGGGCCGUACACUUGGGGAGCAUGAGGAAGAGGAGGACCUGGCUGACUCCGGGAGGCUCUUUGUACGCAACCUGUCAUACACGAGCUCCGAGGAGGACCUGGAAAAGCUCUUCUCUGCCUAUGGUCCCCUGUCAGAACUCCACUACCCCAUUGACAGCCUGACCAAGAAGCCCAAGGGCUAUGCCUUCAUCACCUUUAUGUUCCCUGAGCAUGCAGUGAAGGCCUAUGCAGAGGUGGACGGGCAGGUGUUCCAGGGUAGGAUGCUUCAUGUACUACCAUCCACCAUCAAAAAGGAAGCCAGUCAGGAGGCCGACACCCCAGGGUCCUCUUACAAGAAGAAGAAAGAAGCUAAGGACAAAGCCAACAGCUCCAGCUCUCACAACUGGAACACACUGUUCAUGGGGCCAAAUGCUGUGGCUGAUGCCAUUGCACAGAAAUACAGUGCCACCAAGAGCCAAGUGUUUGAUCACGAAACCAGGGGCAGCGUGGCUGUGCGUGUGGCUCUGGGGGAGACCCAGCUGGUCCAGGAGGUCAGGAGCUUCCUCAUCGACAACGGCGUCAGCCUGGACUCUUUCAGCCAGGCUGCAGCAGAGCGAAGCAAGACUGUGAUCCUGGCCAAGAACCUCCCAGCAGGCACCCUGGCCACAGAGCUGCAGGAGAUCUUUGGCCGCUUCGGCAGCCUGGGCCGUGUGCUGCUGCCUGAAGGUGGCAUCACAGCCAUAGUAGAGUUCCUGGAGCCCCUGGAGGCCCGAAAGGCCUUCAGGCACCUGGCCUAUUCCAAGUUCCACCAUGUCCCCCUGUACCUGGAGUGGGCUCCUAUUGGUGUUUUCAGCACAGCCCCGAAGAAGAAGGAGCCUGCAGAACCUGCUGAAAAGGAGGAGGUGGAGCCAGAGACCGUACUAGACGGUGAGACUCCAGAAAAUAAAAAGGCUGUGAUGGAAAAAGCAGAGGAUUCCUCGGCCAAGAUGGAGGAGGAAGAGGAGGAGGAAGAGGAGAGCCUCCCAGGAAGCACUCUCUUUAUUAAGAACCUCAACUUCAGCACCUCAGAGGAGACGCUGAAAGAAGUGUUUUCCAGAGUGGGAGCAGUGAGGAGCUGCUCCAUCUCCAAGAAGAAGAACAAAGCAGGCACGCUGCUCUCCAUGGGGUUUGGGUUUGUGGAAUACAAGAAGCCCGAGCAGGCCCAGAAAGCCCUCAAGCAGCUCCAGGGUCACGUUGUGGACGGUCACAAGCUGGAAGUGCGGAUCUCGGAACGGGCCACUAAGCCAGCCCUGACACCCUCUCGGAAGAAACAAGUCCUCAGGAAGCAGACGACCUCCAAAAUCCUAGUACGCAACAUCCCGUUCCAGGCCAACCAGCGGGAGAUCCGAGAGCUCUUCAGCACCUUUGGGGAACUGAAGACAGUGCGCCUGCCGAAGAAGAUGACAGGGACAGGCGCACACAGGGGCUUCGGUUUUGUGGACUUUGUCACCAAGCAGGAUGCAAAGAGAGCCUUCAACGCACUGUGUCACAGCACUCACUUGUAUGGCCGGAGGCUGGUUUUGGAGUGGGCUGACUCUGAGGUGACUGUGCAGGCCCUACGACGGAAGACAGCCAGGCAUUUCCAAGAGCCCCCAAAGAAAAAGCGGUCUGCAGUGUUGGAUGGGAUCCUGGAGCAGCUGGAAGACAGUGAGGACGAGGAUGUGGAGCAAACCCUUCUGUGAGCCGGCACUGCCAGGACCCAGGAAUACCACCCUGCCUGCUGGAGAAAGCCAUGGAAAUGCUCAGCAGGAACGUUUCUUAAGAAGAGUCCUUCAGCUACAUGGUGCUCUGUGUUGGUGGUCCCAGCCCUCUUUGCUGGGAUGAGAUCUGUCACCAGCACCAGCAUGUACCUGCGAGUCCUCACAGAGGAGUGGGGACCCAUAGCAGCCUGGCCACCAGGGGAAACGGGUACCACCUCCUGAGGCCAAGUCAUCUCUGGGUUGUCACUCUAGAAAGUUGUAACUGUGAGGCUGGAGUUAGAUGCCACAGUCCCUAAGUACGUGGUGGGUGGAGUCCCAGGCUGGACUGAGUCCUCGUGACCCUGGUGCCCCUUUCUUUGACAGCCCCAAUCAAGGUUAAAUCAGCUGAUUGGUUGUGGGGUCCUCACCACAGCCCCAUGGAUGGUUUCCCCAUUUUACAGUUGAGGAAACUGAGGCCUGCCUUGGGCCAAAGAUUUCCUCAGAAGUCCUCACCCCACACUCAACUACAUCCAGAGAAGACCUGGGAGAGAAUGCCCACAUAGCUUUGUAGAUGUUUUCCAGCUCUCUCUGUUCCAUGUGGAAACAGACUAGGGGAGCAUGCAGCUUAGGGGACUAUAGGGAACAGAGAACGCUGAGCUGGAGCUGGCUUGUGGAGUCUGAUGGGUGAGUGUUUACCUAGCACAGAGGGGACAGAAGUCUUGGACAUACAGUCCGGUUAGCCCAGGUUCAGCCUCAGCCUUCUGAAGCCCACAUGGGCACUACGAGCCACAGCCAGUCCAAACAGAAGUAAGGCAUGGACAAAGUGUCCUCCCUGCCUUCCCCCUAGUCACAAUGUCAUUUCUGUGAGACUAGGCAACAUUAAAGGUAACACAAGGGGCUGGAGAGAUGGCUCUCAACCAGUUAAGAACACUGAUUGUUCUUGCAGAAGACCCAGGUUUGAGUCCCAGCACCCA